Messenger RNA from Hypanus sabinus (Atlantic stingray), 3482 nucleotides. RefSeq lists its product as uncharacterized. The coding region runs from base 1807 to 2727 and encodes 306 amino acids. NCBI's taxonomy places the organism in Eukaryota, Metazoa, Chordata, Chondrichthyes, Myliobatiformes, Dasyatidae. The transcript has 2 exons. The record is from RefSeq and is a predicted model, not a curated record.
AGAGUUUGUCAAAUGUGUUCAGGAAAGUCUUCUUCAUCAGUUGGUAGAAGUCCCAAUGCGAUCCUGGAUCUGGUAUUAGGGAGUGAGACAGGGCAGGCGACAGAAGUUUGUGUAGGGGAACACUUUACAUCUAGUGAUCCAAUUGCCACUAGUUUCAAAGUGCAUUUGUAAGAAGGUAAGUUUAGCCUCCCGGCGACGGACACGUAAGAUACAGUCGCUCUUGUCUGCCUUUAAUCUCUCCCUUUUCCGAUUUAAACUUUGAAAUUUCAAUAUUAUUCAGUCGGAUCAGUUAUAAUUAUGGCUACUCUCAGAAGCGCCAGAAGAAAUCCGGACCCAGGCAACGGAAAGUCCAAGAAAACCGAAGAAUUCUCGGAGGAACCUCCCUGGGUUAAGAGACUAUAAUCUCAAAUCAGUAAUAUCAGCAUUGAGAUAACUCAACUAAAAGAGAAAUUCGAAGGAAAAGUUGACUCUUUGAACCUUGAUCUUAAAGAAUUAGUUGAAAUACUGCGGACCUUUCUUCUCAUUCGGAAAAAGCCGAACAACGGAUCGUUGACCUCGAAGCUCGAUCACCUCGGAACAAUAUUCGAAUUGCCGGACUAAAAGAGAAGUCAGAAUCGGCCGACACGCCGGAUUAUUUCGCAGAAAUGUUUCAGUCUUUAUUCCCGGAGGUUUGUUUACAGACUUCAGAUAUGGAAAUGGCUCACAGAAUCGGCACUUUAAAAUCUUUGGAUCAAGAUUCCUCCAAAAUGAAGGCUUUUUUACAUGAGAUUAAAUUUCCACAAAUUUCCCUUGAAGAUCAACAGAUGCUUGAUGCUCCAAUUACCAAACAUGAGAUUCAGAAAGCUAUUUUAUCAAUGCAAUCAGGUAAAGCUCCUGGACUUGAUGGUUAUUCAGUGGGAUUUUACAAAAAAAUUGAAAGAUUACUUUCUCCAUAUCUUUUGGAAAUAUUUCAUGAAUCCUUUGAGAAGGGUAAUUUACCUUCUUUUUAUGAAGCAUCUAUUUCCUUAAUUCUUAAAAAAGAUAAAAAUCCUUUUGAAUGCUCAUCAUAUAGACCAGACCUAUUUUGCUAUUAAAUGUGGUUGCAAAAAUUCUCUCUAAAAUAAUGGCUAAUCGCUUGGAAAAUUUUUAAUUAAAAUUAUUUCUAUGGAUCAAACAGGCUUUAUUAAAGGCCGUUAUUCUUUCUCUAAUGUUCAGAGAUUGAUGAACAUUAUAUAUUCACCAUUAUCUAAACAACCUCAAUGUGAUAUCUCUCUUGAUGCAGAAAAGGCAUUUGAUAGAGUUGAGUGGCCAUAUUUGUUUAAAGUAUUAGAAAAUUUGGUUUUGGUAAUAACUGCAGUAGAUGGAUUCAAAUGAUUUAUAAGAAUCCUAUUGCCACGGUAAUUACUAAUAAUUGCAGGUCUUCUUUUUUCUCACUUUUUCGUGGCACGAGACAAGGAUGUCCAUUAAGUCUUUUAUUAGUUCAUCUUGUAUUGGAGACUUUAGCUAUAACAUUACAUGAAGCUAAAAAUAUUCAUGGUAUCUCUAUCAAUGGAACCAUACAUAAGAUUUCUCUUUAUGCAGAUGAUCUUUUGAUUUUUAUUUCAAAUCUUGAGGAAUCAAUUCCUAAUCUUUUGGAAACACUUAAAGAUUUUGGUAAAUUUUCAGGAUAUAAACUUAACUUGAAUAAAAGUAAAUUGUUUCCAUUAAAUGUCCAUGAUAGUAUAUAUAAUGACAUUCCUUUUAGAAUUGUUAAUACAUUUAGAUAUUUAGGUAUUAUAAUUACUAAAAAAGUAUAAAGAUCUCUAUAAAGUGAAUAUAGUUCCUUUAAUGGACUCCGUGAAACAACUAUUUUCUAGAUGGAAUCCACUUACUCUUUCUUUCAUAGGUCAUAUUCAUGCUGUGAAAAUGAUGAUUUUACCUAGAUUUUUAUAUAUUUUCCAAAAUAUACCUAUCUUUUUAACUAAAAAAUUCUUCAAUCAAAUUGACUCUCUUAUUUCUUCUUUUAUUUGGAACAAUAAGAGACCAAGAAUUAAUAAGUAUCAUUUACAAAAGUCUAAAAAAGAUGGUGGACUUGCACUUCCUAAUUUAAGACUGUAUUAUUGGGCUGUGAACAUCAGACAAUUAUGUUUUUGGUUAUAUUGGCUUGAUAAAAACCAAAAACCAUUAUGGGUUGAUUUGGAAUUAAAAGCUGUUAAACAAUUCCAUUUAACUUCAAUUUUAGGAACUCCAUUACCUUUGCAGCUCUCUAAAAUUCCAAAUUUAAACCUCUAUCCAGUUAUUAAGCAAUCCCUACAGAUUUGUUUUCAGUUUCAUAAUUUUUUAAAUUUUAAACAAUUUAAGUUAUCUAGUUUUUUAUAUCAAAACUUUUUAUUUAAACCUUCAACAACUGAUCCCAUUUUCCUUUUAUGGAAAAAUAAAGGAAUUCAUUCUUUUACAGAUUUAUUUUGUGAUGGUCAAUUGAUGACUUUUCAGGAGUUAAUUAACAAAUAUUCUCUCGCUCAUACACAUUUUUUGCAAUAUUUUCAGGAUAGACAUUUUUUACAACAAUAUUUACCUAAGUUUCCAUACUUACAAGAAUCUGAUUUGUUGGAUACCAUUUUGAAAUUGAAUCUCUUUGUGAAAGGUUCCAUUAGUAGAAUUUGUAAUUUACUUUUGUUACAAAAAGAAAACCUAUCACUAAAGAUUAAACAAGGUUGGAAGAGAGAACUUAAUAUGACCUUUGUUAUGAAGAUUGGCUUCGAGUUUUGAAAAACGUAAAUUCUUCUUCUGUAUGUGCCAACCAUUGUUUAAUUCAAUUUAAAAUUGUAUGCCGUUAUUACUUAACAAAGGAGAGACAAUGUAAAAUAUUUCCUAGUAUAGAUAACUAUUGCGAUAGAUGUAAAACUGAAGUAGCUACUUUGUCACAUAUGUUCUGGUCAUGUUCUUCAUUAAAAUUGUUCUGGAAAUCUUUAUUUUCUGCAAUCUCUAAAGCUUUAAAAAUUAAUUUACAACCUAAUAGAUUGACUGUCCUAUUUGGAAUAGUUCCGCAUCAUAUUCAGGGUAUCUCAUUUUCAGAUCAACAUGUAAUUGCAUUUGUUACACUACUGGCAAGAAGGGCUAUCUUAUUAAAAUGGAAAGAUAUUUCUUCCCCUACAUUAAUUGAAUGGUUUUCUCAAGUGAUGUUAUGUCUUAGUUUGGAAAAAAUUAGAAGUUGAACUUUUGAUCCUCGAUUUGAUUUUGAGAGAAGAUGGGGUUCUUUUGCCAAAUGUUAUCAGUUAAUUUGAAUUAAGUUAUAAGGCAUCCUUCCAAUUUAAUUUUUUAUAUAAAUAUGAAAUGGCAGUUGAUGACUUCUUUUAUAUGUAUUUCGAUGAUGUUCAAAUGUAUUGCUUCAGGGAGUUGAUUCCUAAUGGGUUUUUUUUGUAGUUAGUGUUUUUUUUUCUAGUUAGAUGGGGUUCUCUUAUUUUCCUUCUUUUCCUAUAUAUAAACAUUUUUUUCCCAUUUUUAUAUUUUAAGAUCGUUUUUUU